Messenger RNA from Diplodia corticola, 3453 nucleotides. RefSeq names its product dna mismatch repair protein msh3. Gene Ontology annotation, cellular component: nucleus. The transcript has 2 exons. The coding region runs from base 1 to 3453 and encodes 1150 amino acids. Lineage: Eukaryota; Fungi; Ascomycota; Dothideomycetes; Botryosphaeriales; Botryosphaeriaceae. Gene Ontology annotation, biological process: mismatch repair; mitotic recombination. The record is from RefSeq and is a predicted model, not a curated record. Gene Ontology annotation, molecular function: ATP binding; ATP-dependent DNA damage sensor activity; mismatched DNA binding.
AUGGCUCCCUCGAGUUCGCCAUUUCCUGCAUCCCAGAGUAAGAAGCAGGCGACAAUCUCAAGCUUCUUCUCCAAAAAGCCUUCCUCAACCCCCAAGCCACCUGCACGCCCUGCAGAGCCACCCAAGUCAUCGCCACCGCCCGCGAUCCAACCCGACGAAGCUCGCCAGAGCUCCGAUGAUGACGAUCAGGAGCCUACGGCGCCCCGGCGGAACUUCUCCAAUGCCUUGAAGCGUGCACAAACCAGCGAUGGCACUCGCGCAGCACCCGCCCCGAAGCCCAAGAGAGCGCGGAGAACGAUCGACGACGACGAAGACGACGACGACUUCAUCCCGGACCCUGCUGCGCGCCACCCUUCGCCCGACCCGGCAGCCGAGGUGCGCCAAUCCCUGGCCGGCGUGAGCGAGGCCGACCUCAAUGGCUCGCGCAGCCUCAAGGGCACCGAUAGGACGUCCAGGUUCAUCUUCUCGAGCUCGCCUGUCCGGACGGAGAAUCAGGAGCCGGACACGGAAGAGACGAGGAGGGCGAAGGAGAAACUGCACCAGAAGUUUGUCAAGAAGCUCGGCAGGCCCGACAGCAUUGCAGAGAUCAAAAGACGGCACGGUGCCAUUCCCGACGAGGCCGGUGAAGGUGAGGAUGCCGAGGACGAGGAUGCCGAGGACGAAGAGCCGCAAGCAAGGCCGAAAGCCAAAGGCAGAGGGCCGGCAAGGAAGGGCGCGUCGAAGUUGACGCCCAUGGAAAAGCAGAUCAUCGAUCUAAAACAAACGCAUCCAGACACCAUCCUCGUUGUUGAAGUGGGUUAUAAAUUCCGUUUCUUUGGAGAAGAUGCAAGGGUGGCUGCCAAGGAGCUGGGCAUUGUCUGCAUCCCCGGAAAAAUGAGGUUUGAUGAGCAUCCAUCCGAAGCCCAUCUGGAUCGGUUCGCUGGUGCAAGCUUCCCCACUCACAGACUACAUGUGCAUGUCAAGCGCCUAGUCGCAGCAGGCCACAAGGUCGGUGUGGUCAGACAGCUCGAGACUGCUGCGCUUAAGAAGGCUGGAGACAACCGGAACGCUCCCUUCGUCCGCAAGCUCACCAACCUCUACACAAAAGCCACCUACAUCGAUGAAGUCGAUGGCCUGGACGGGGCUGGUGCGAGUGCCAACCCCAACUCUCCAGCAACGGGAUAUAUCUUGUGCCUGACCGAGACCAACGCCAAAGGUUGGAGUACGGAUGAGAAGGUCCACUUAGGCAUUGUCGCCGUUCAGCCCGCGACGGGCGAUAUUGUCUAUGACGACUUCGAGGACGGCUUCAUGCGAAGCGAGAUCGAAACUCGGCUCCUUCACAUAGCACCAUGCGAGUUCCUCAUCAUCGGCCAUGUCUCGCGGGCCACGGAAAAGAUCGUCCAGCAUCUGUCAGGGUCCAAACGAAAUGUGUUCGGCGACCAAGCACGGGUGGAGCGGGUGGAGAAGCCGAAGACUAUGGCCGCUCAGGCGUACAGUCAUAUAUCAAGCUUCUAUGCCGACAGUGUGAAGAGUAGGGACGGCGACCCGGACUCCGCGGCGGCUGUUUUGGACAAAGUCCAUCAGCUCUCGGAGCAUGUUACCAUUUGCUUGUCAGCGCUAAUCACUCACAUGACGGAAUACGGCCUGGAACACGUCUUCGACUUGACGAAGAAUUUCCAGGCAUUCAGUGCCCGGUCUCACAUGCUGCUAAACGGAAAUACGUUGGGCAGUCUGGAGAUAUAUCAGAACCAGACCGAUCGCACGGUGAAAGGGAGUCUGUUCUGGACAUUGGACAGAACCAAGACUCGCUUCGGCCAGCGGCUUCUUCGCAAAUGGGUUGGGAGGCCUCUGCUCAACAAGGCCAAACUCGAAGAACGUGUCGGUGCCGUCGAGGAACUGCGGAAUGGCGAGAAUAUCGUUGCCAUGGAACAAUUGAAGAACUUGCUUUGCCAUGUAAGGACAGACUUGGAGAAAUCCCUGAUCCGCAUCUACUAUCAGAAGUGUACGCGACCGGAGCUGCUGGCGGUCCUGCAGGCACUACAACGCAUUGCCGGCGAGUAUGCACACGUUCAAUCUCCCGAGAAAUCCGGUUUCUCAUCACCAAUUGUCCAAGAAGCAAUUGCGAACCUGCCCCUGAUUGGCCAGGACGUUGUCAGUUUCCUGGAAAGACUUAACCUCCAGGCUGCCAAGGAAGACGACAAAUACGGCUUCUUCAGAGAAGAGCACGAGACCGAAGAUAUCACGGACCACAAGGUUGGCAUUGUCAGUGUGGAGCAUGACCUCAAAGAGCACAAGAAAGAGAUCGCCGAGACGUUGAAGAAGUCCAAGGUUGAGUAUGUGACCAAGGCAGGCAUCGAGUUUUUGAUCGAAGUGAACAACAGCGAGGUCAAGAAGGUCCCUGCUUCUUGGGCCAAGAUCAGCGGCACGAAGCAAGUUUCGCGUUUCCACACACCCGAGGUGGUACGACUCCUCAGGGCGCGGGAACAGCAUAAAGAAGCCUUGGCCGCUGCCUGCGACGCAGCGUUCAAAGACUUGUUGGCUGAGAUAGGUACCAAGUAUCAGUCCUUCCGAGAUUGUGUGCAGUCUCUGGCGACACUGGACUGUUUGCUGUCGCUUGCCGAGAUCAGCAAUCAGCCGGGCUACGUCAAACCAGAAUACACCGAAGACGUCCGUGUUGACGUCUCCGAGGGCCGGCACCCCAUGGUGGAGCAGCUCCUCCUGGACUCGUAUGUCCCCAACGAUAUAUCUCUCUCUACCGACGCCACCCGCGCCCUGCUCAUCACCGGGCCGAACAUGGGUGGCAAGUCCUCCUUCGUGCGCCAAGUUGCCCUCAUCUGCAUCAUGGCUCAGAUCGGCUCAUACGUGCCCGCCGCAUCGGCCAAACUCGGCAUGCUCGAUGCCGUGUUCACACGGAUGGGUGCCUUCGACAACAUGAUGGCGGGUGAGUCGACCUUCAUGGUCGAACUUUCCGAGACGGCGGACAUUCUCAAGCAGGCUUCACCGCGCUCUCUUGUCAUCCUCGACGAGCUCGGGCGCGGUACCAGCACCCACGACGGCGUCGCCAUCGCGCAGGCCGUCCUGGACUACAUGGUACGCGAUAUCAAGGCGCUCACGCUAUUCAUCACGCACUACCAGAACCUGGCGAAGCUGGUGGAUGGCUUUGACCAGGGCGAGCUGAAGAAUGUCCACAUGAAGUUCGAGGAGAGCAAGGAGGCGGACGGCAAGUGGGAGGAAAUCGCCUUCCUGUACGAAGUUGGCGAGGGCGUCGCGCACCGCAGUUACGGGCUCAACGUGGCGCGGCUGGCCGACGUACCGGAGGCCGUGUUGGAGGUCGCGGCUGCGAAGAGUAGGGAGCUGGAAGAGACUAUGAGGAAGAGGAGGGUGGUCGGGCUGACUGGCACCGUGUCCAAGAUGCUGGAAGAGGCAGGUGAUGUGGAGAUUGAUGCCAUUGUGAACGGCAUUGAGCAGCUGUGA